Molecule: messenger RNA, 3014 nt
Organism: Eucalyptus grandis
Lineage: Eukaryota; Viridiplantae; Streptophyta; Magnoliopsida; Myrtales; Myrtaceae
Product: linoleate 13S-lipoxygenase 2-1, chloroplastic
Biological process (GO): lipid oxidation
Molecular function (GO): oxidoreductase activity, acting on single donors with incorporation of molecular oxygen, incorporation of two atoms of oxygen; metal ion binding; protein binding
Source: RefSeq, a predicted model, not a curated record
CCAUUUUCACGUGCCAUGUUCCUGCAUUUAGGCCAAAACUCCCUCUAUAAAACCCACUAGAUCGAACCUCCAGAACCCCAUCACGUCGAAGUCAUCUUCAUUGCCACCACCAUCAUCAUGCUGAAGCCGCAUCUUCAUCAAUCCCGGUCCGCUUCCCCGACCCUGUUCCCCUUGAGCAAGCCGUUUAGCCAAGGCAAUGGCGGGGUCGCAGUCUUGCUGGCACGGUCGGCGCCUGCGCUCCGAAAGAGCCCUAGAACCGCUCGGGUGGGGCUCGCCUCGAGAAAGAUCAAAGCGGUAGCGAGCCCCGGCGCUACCGAGAAGUCGCUGUCGGUUAAAGCGGUGGUGUCCGUGAAACCGAGCGCCGGUGGGCUGUUCUCGGAAAUAGGGAUAAACCGGGUCGAUGAUAUUGCUGAUUUGGUGGGGAAAACGCUCCUCUUGGAGCUCGUUAGUGCAGAGCUUGACCCCAAGACAGGACUAGAGAAGGGGACAAUCAAAGGGUACGCACACAAGAAAAGCCAGAACGAGAAGGAGGUGACCUACGAGUGUGAGUUCAAGGUCGACGAUUUCGGGGAGGCUGGGGCGAUUUUCGUGGAGAAUGAGCACCACAAGGAGAUGUACCUCAAGGAAAUCGUCCUUGACGGGUUUGCCAGCGGUCCUCUCAGCAUUACAUGCAACUCCUGGGUUCACUCCAAGUUCGAUAACCCACAAAAGCGGGUCUUCUUCACCGAUAAGUGCUACUUGCCGGCGGAAACGCCGAGCGGGCUGAGGAGGCUGAGAGAGGAGGAGCUGGUGAUCCUGCGGGGGAAUGGUCAAGGCGAGAGGAAGUCGUACGAGAGGAUAUACGAUUACGAUGUGUACAACGACCUCGGGAAUCCGGAUAGCGGCGCGGAUAAGAAGAGACCAGUGCUUGGAGGCAAAGAGUUCCCGUAUCCCAGGCGAUGCCGGACCGGGCGCCCUCGGUGCAAGACCGAUCCAGAGUCAGAAUCGAGGAGUGGAACCAUAUACGUGCCUCGAGACGAAGAGUUCUCGACGAUAAAGGAAUUGACGUUCUCAGCGAAGACGUUGUACUCGGUGGUGCAUGCGCUGGUGCCGUCGCUUGAGACGGCGAUAGUCGACACCGACUUGGGAUUCCCGUUCUUCACCUCCAUCGACGAGCUCUUCAACGAAGGUGUCAACUUGCCCCCGUUGCAAAAGCAAGGCUUCUUCAAGGACCUCCUCCCUCGGCUCGUCAAGGCCGUCACUGAUGUCGCCGAAGAUGUCCUGCGCUUUGAAACUCCCGAUACCAUGAACCGAGACAGAUUCUUUUGGUUCAGUGACGACGAGUUCGCUCGUCAGACCCUAGCGGGAAUCAACCCUUGUACGAUCGAGUUGGUCACGGAGUGGCCCUAAAGCAAGCUCGACCCUAAGGUCUAUGGUCCGCCUGAAUCAGCAAUCACGACAGAGAUCAUUGAAAGGGAAAUUAAAGGUUUUAUGACUAUUGAUGAGGCCUUAAAGCAAAAGAAACUGUUCAUUUUGGACUAUCACGACCUUUUCCUACCGUACGUGAACAAAGUGAGGCAGCUCAAGGGGACGACCCUAUACGGGUCGAGGACCCUCUUCUUCUUGACCCCCGACGGGACGUUGAAGCCCCUCGCCAUUGAGCUCACACGGCCACUGUCCGACGACGGCGGGAAGCCACAAUGGAAGCAGGUGUUCACCCCGUCGUGGCACUCCACCGGCAAGUGGCUCUGGCGGCUCGCCAAAGCCCAUGUCCUCGCCCACGACUCUGGAUACCACCAGCUCGUCAGCCACUGGUUGCGGACUCAUUCUGCCACGGAACCUUACAUAAUAGCGGCGAACCGGCAACUGAGCGCGAUGCACCCGAUCUACAAGCUGUUGCACCCGCACUUCCGAUACACGAUGGAGAUCAAUGGUCUGGCCCGUGGGUUUCUCAUCAACGGCGAAGGCAUCAUCGAGAGCUCCUUCUCUCCCGGUAAGUACUCCAUGGAGCUCAGCUCCGUCGCCUAUGACAAGCAGUGGCAAUUCGACUUACAAGCCUUGCCCAAUGACUUGAUUAGCAGGGGAUUGGCGGUGGAGGACCCGACGGCACCGCAUGGCCUUAAGCUAGCGAUCGAGGACUACCCCUUCGCCAACGACGGCCUCCUCCUGUGGGACACCAUCAAGGAGUGGGUCACCGACUACGUCAACCACUACUACCCCGAUCCGAGCCGCAUCGCGUCGGACAAGGAGCUCCAGUCCUGGUGGACCGAGAUCCGGACCGUCGGCCACGGCGACAAGAAAGACUCCCCCGGGUGGCCCGACCUCAAGACCCCGUCCGACCUCAUCCACAUCAUCACCACCAUAGUCUGGAUCGCCUCCGGCCACCACGCUGCCGUCAACUUCGGCCAGUACACCUACGCCGGCUACUUCCCUAACCGGCCCACUAUCGCCCGAACCAACAUGCCCGUCGAGGAUCCCAAAGAAGAAGAGCGCAAGCUCUUCUGGGAUAAGCCCGAGGUCACGCUCCUCACGUGCUUCCCGUCGCAGAUACAGGCGACGAAGGUGAUGGCGAUCCUCGACGUGUUGUCGAACCACUCGCCGGAUGAGGAGUACCUAGGGCAAGAUCCGGAACCGGCGUGGAAGCAGGAGCCGAGGAUACACGCGGCGUUCGAGAGGUUCAACGGGAGGCUGAAGGAGCUUGAGGGCAUCAUCGAUGCGAGGAACAAUGACCCGAAAUUCAGGAAUCGGAACGGAGCUGGGGUCGUGCCGUACGAGCUGUUGAAGCCGUUCUCCGAGCCCGGCGUGACCGGGAAGGGAGUUCCAUACAGCAUAUCCAUCUGAGAAGACGGCCUUCUUGUUCAGGACGGCCGCGGCGACGACGGUGGUUGCAGAGAAAAUGCUUUUCUUUAUAUUUUUGUGGAAGAAGGCAAGUGUAGUACAUGCCGACGACAGGCUGAUCAUCCUAAUUUGUGGACAACAUUUUCUAAUUGUUCGUUUCUACUCAUCUAGUCAAAAAGUGACCUCGUUCUCUUUUA